Molecule: messenger RNA, 6113 nt
Organism: Drosophila serrata
Lineage: Eukaryota; Metazoa; Arthropoda; Insecta; Diptera; Drosophilidae
Gene: GEFmeso
Product: Guanine nucleotide exchange factor in mesoderm
Molecular function (GO): guanyl-nucleotide exchange factor activity; small GTPase binding
Source: RefSeq, a predicted model, not a curated record
UCGCGAACGAACGGUCUGUUCAGCGGCCAAGUUUGAAUUUCGAUUCGGUUGCUCUUCACUGGGACAUAAAUUAAAAGCUAGUUGGAAAGUGCAUAAGCAUAAUUUUUAAAUAUGCCAGAUAUAGUCGGAAGUACGCUAAACUGGCCACACUGAGGCCAAGUGAAUCCCCAAUCGCGCAACUAACCAAGUCUAUGUCGUUACCGGAGCGCUCGAGCUCCCCCAGCGCGUGAGCGUGUGUGUGUGCGUAUCGACGUCGAUCAAAAGAAAAGCAACAAGAGCGAGAGAGAGGCAAAUAGAAAUAUAUUAAAAAAUAUAUAUAAAUAAGAAAAGUGUACCUGUGUGAGCCGCCUUGGCUGUGUUGUUGUUUUUGUUUCACUUGGCGCAAUUAGAAGUAACGGUGCGAAGGUGAUUUUGCACGAGAGAAACUGGAAAAUCAGCGAGGCGCGAUCAUUAAUUUCUGUGAAUUUUCAUUUUGGUUUUGUUUUCGUUUCGCAACAAGUGAGAAGCGCCAUCCAAAGCCAUCCAUUUAAUUCAAUCAACGAUCUGAGCGAGAUCAACCUGAGGCCGCGUGUGUAUCUCUGCUCAAGCGUUCUAAGCACAAACAAAUGCUGAAUACGAAAAUAAACGAAAACACAUCCAACGGAUACAAGUUCGCGAGCCGGUUUAGUCAUCAGCACAAGAAGCCGGGGAGCACAGCUUUGAGAUACAUUCACGCUCCUCAACAGCUGUUGUGGGCUGCAAUGCCACCGCACCUGGAUCCCCACAUAUUUGCCCUGCCUUGGAGCCCCGCGAUAAGAUAUCGCUAAAUACCAGCUAAAAAAAUAUAAAACAAAAAUAAAAACGAAGGAAAACAACGCAGAACGACGGGAAAAAUCGCACAGUGUUCUCCAGUGCCAGUGUUUAAAGUUAAAUCGCGAGUUUAUCUUAUCGGCGGUCAUUGAUUGAGCUUUGCCUUUCCGCUCCCAGUCGGCGGUGAAGUCAUUCCUUGAGAUACAGUAUCUACACGCUACGAUAUCUAAUGCAGCAGCCAUAAAGGCCAAAGCCAGUCGUCUCUAUAUUUAGACAGAGCCAAGAGCCGAGAGCCGGGGGAAAACCCAAGCCAACCAAACCAAAACCAAGACACUCGUAAAUCAAGCCACUGGAGAGGACCAAGAUGGACAUAGAAUCCGAUUCGGACACCUCCGAGAGAUGGGAGGACUUUUUUGGCAGCACCACAGAGUUGGCACCUUCGCUGCUGGGCAUCUACGACACCUUGACGAACAGCCUGAGCGCUGGGCCCACGACAUCCUCCUCGUCGGCGACAACCCACGAAGCGAAGGCCUCCAGCAGCGGGGACUCGACGCCCAAGCGGAGCAACAGCAACUGCAGCAGCACCAGUGACACCUCCUCCAACUCCUCCUCCUCCGCUGCGAGUGUCUCCACCAGCGAUGACCAGAGCGCCAGCUACACGCUAGCCAAGUCCAGCUCCCGGUCGAGCCACCCGGGGCCACUGCCACCGCUGCCAUUGGUGGUAGCGGGUCUGCGCGAUGAGCCCGACGGCGCACAGUUGAGCCGGCUGGUGGUGCAGCGGAACCAGAGCCAGAGCGGCAUCCACGGCAGCAGCGGCAGCCUCGCCUCCAGCGGCAGUCGACGGGGCAGCAACAUUCGCAUUCUGUCCCCCAACGUUCACCGGAUCAUCACGCACUCGGACAUUCAGCCCGUUGAGGCGGUGUCCAUCGAGGCACUGCAGCAGCAGCAGCAACAGAACCAGAGGAGUCCCACCCAGGGACGGUACAUCAAGACCCACAGCAGUGGAUCAUCACCGGUACAGGGCGCCGGUUCCACGCCCAAGCUCAAGCUCUCGCACAUACCGCUGUCCAAGAUUACCGGCAAGUUGUCCACGCAGUCGGGAAGCGAACUGGUGGCCACCUUUGACUCCAGCACGGAGUACCUGCAAUCACUGAACUUUGCGGCCGCAGAGAAACUGAAACCAGGAGCAGACAAGGACGAGGAUCGGACGCCGACGAAUAAAUCUGUGCCAGGAACGCCUUUCCACUUCGAUGGACAUCCGUUCCAGGCGACGCGCAAACUGACCCUACCGCGGUACGACUCCCAGCAAAGCAUCAAGCUGAUCGAGAUGGAGCAGCUGGCGGCCACCAGUGUGCAGUUGCAGCAGGCGAAACCAGGAACGCCUGGAAUGCCCGGAACUCCAACUACACCCACUCCCAAUCACAACCAAAAGCCCAGUCCCAAGCCCAAGGAAUUCGUAUGCAGCGAACCACUGAGUCCGGUGGAUAUAGUGGACACCAUCAACUUUGAUCUGGUGGCGCAGCACAUCGAGCGCCUGACUCUGGCCGAUCCUUGGGCAAUGGACGGACCUGGCGAGGAGCUCGUAGAGGCGGUGAACAAGCCGCUGGUGAGCAAGCCGCUGGUCAGGAGCAGUUCCGCUGCCUGCGCCUCCACGAUCUCCAGCUCACCCUUGCUGACCUAUGCCCGCACCAAGAGUCUGGGUGCCAAGGCCAGCACCUUGGGCGGCGGCGUGCCUUUGAAGCUGCCCACCGCCGAGCAGCUGGCCGAGCUGGAGGAGGCCAACAAGCUGUCGGCGGAGAGUCUGGACAGGCUGACCGACAUUAAGCCCAAGUUUGCCGCCCGACUAAGUGAGCUGGCUCGACUGAACAACCGGCCGCUAUCCUCCUCUUCCAUCUGCUCAACAUCCUCCAGUUCUAGUUCCGGCUCCGAUCAGCUGCUCAAUGGCAAGCUCACGGCCACCUCGUACUUGGCCAGCGUGGAGAGUCUGGCGGAGAGCGAGAACGAUCUGGGGGACUCGCACCAUCACCAUCCGCACCAUCAUCCGCCCGCCAUGAGUGUCCUGGAGAAGACCUGCCUGGAGAUUGUGGACUCGGAGCGCAGCUUCGUCGAGGACCUGGGUCAGGUCAUCAAGGGGUACCUCAACGACUGGAAGGAGCGCGCCUGCCUGCGCGUGGACGAAUUGCAAAUACUCUUCGCGAACAUUGAAGAGAUUUACGAAUUCAACUCGAUGCUGCUCCAGCGACUGGUCAACACGGGAUUGGAGCCCGGCCGGAUUGCCAGAUGCUUCAUUGACCUGCGCGAUGGCUUUGAUGUGUACACAACCUAUUGCACAAGCUACCCGCAGGCCAUCUCGCUGCUGACCAAGCUGCUCCAGGCCACCUACACCUACACACUGCUGGCCUCCACGCAGAAGGGACUCCAGCACCGGCUGCCCCUGGGCUCCUACCUGCUGAAGCCAGUGCAGCGCAUCCUCAAGUACCAUCUGCUGUUGGACAGUCUCCGCAAGCACUGCGACUUGAAGGAGGUGGCCGAGGCCCACGUGAUCAUGCGCCAGGUGGCGCACAACAUCGACCAGGUGAAGCGCAAGCAGGAGCAACAGAGUCGCGUCAAGGAGCUGUCGGGGAUACUGGACGGCUGGCUGGGACCAGAGCUAACUGUCCUGGGUGAACUGCGACAGGAGGGCCUGCUGAUGGAGCAGCACAACAAGCCCCGCCUGGUGCUCCUCUUUGCCACGAUGCUGAUCAUUACCAAGCAGAAGGAGGACGGACGCCUGCAGUUCAAGACCUACAUAUCGCAAAACAACCUGAUGCUGAGCGAACACCUGCCCGGGGAGCCGACCAGCUUCUACGUGAUUCCCUUCGACGAGCCCCGGCAUCAGAUCAAGCUGACGGCCCGGAAUCGUGACCAGAAGCGCAUCUGGACGCAGCACAUCAAAGGUGUCAUGCUGGAGAAGCUCGACAUUCCCAUGCGCGCCAAGGAGCUGGUCUACCAGCUGGGCAACGAGGAAGAUCGGACUCCGGAUCGCAGCACCUGGAAGUGGAGCCUCCACUCGGGCAGCAACUCCACGCCCACCUACCUGGAGCGGCGCAAUGCGUGUCGGCGCAGCGAGAUCCGGCAGCGGAACUCCAAGUUCAAACGGAAGACGGUGACCAACUCCAGCUCCUUCGACAGCUUCAACGAGUCCUUGGAGGCGGAGCCGGAAGAGCCCAGCCAGGAGAAGCCAUCGAAGCCUCUGUCAAGGAACAACAGUCUGGAUGACACGGCCUUGCAGAAGCUGGCCGCUGCCAUGAGGUACCGCAAGCGAGAUACCUCCGUCAAGGAGGAGACCAAGUCUCCGCCCAAGGAAGCCGCCUGCAAGUGCAGCCAGGAGUCAAAACCGGAGCAGGAUCAGCCAGAUCCUUGCACCUGUACCCUGCGGGAUCAGCGCAGUCGGAGCACCAAGUCACAGUCUCCAGUCUUCAGCUACAAAGCCCUCAAGGAGCGCAGCAAGUCGGUGCCCCGGAUCGGAGGCUUCAGUCUCGACGAGGAGGCGGAGCGGGAACGAGAACAGGACGAGGACAGCGCCGCCUCCUUGAGGGGCAGCAAGCCCGAUCUCAGCGAGCGCAAGGCCAAGGGCAAGGGUUUCUUCGAGGUGCGACAAUACAAUCACAAGACAAUGCCCAAGAGGAUCGCCACCAUGAAGAAGCAGCGGAGCAGCACCAAGAGCUGCUCCAAGUUCUACAUGGAUCUCAGCGAGUUCGACAGCAGUAGUGCCACAGUGCUCAAGAUAACCGAGUCCACGGAGGAGUUGCGUCCGGAAAAGGAAAUUGAGUUAGCCCAGGAAGCAGCCACCUUGGACGAAUCCUCGUCGGAUCAGUAUUACGGAGCCAGGGACCAGGCGGAGACGGAGCUGCUCUCGCCGGCGGAGAAGUCGAAGCGAGACGCCCAAAUCGUACUGGACUUGCUUAAGAAUACCAAGGAGUUCGAGAGGAUGUACAACAAGCAGCAGAAACGACGCGAGAGUCCUGUGAGUCCCGUCCAGGACAUAAAUCGGGGUCCCUUUCAGCCGCCACCACGACCGCCUUCGAGAUCCCCGCCCCUAGAACUGGAGGAGCAGCUGAAGCAGGCCAAGGCAGACGCCGUCGAUGCUGGGCGAAGCGAGGAGCCUAUCUAUGAGACCCUGCUGCGCAACGUCCACGUCCCCUACAAGUUCUCUCCCGUCAUGGGACGCGCCAAGUCGGCCCAGCUGCUGAAGAAGCGCUCGAAGACAGCUCCGCCGGCUCCGCGACCGGAGUCGGACUACGUUACGCUGGUCUACUCGCCGGACGGAGUGCUGCAGCGCGUGGGCGAGGAGACGGUGCAGCGGGACAGCUGCAGUUCCUCCUCCACGUCCACUUCGAGCUCUUCCCAUGGGUCCGGCUCCACGCUUAAGCGCGACAGCCAGAGCACGGUGAUCAACCUCUCCAUGGAAGCGGUGCCCAAGAGCCUGGUCUCCGGCUCGGGUUCGGAGAGCUCGUUGCUGCCGCGUGCCCUGAAGUCCAUUGACAACCUGACCAUGGCCUUCGGUCGCUCCAAUCGUCCGCCGGAGCGUCGUGUGUCCGACGUGAGUGAGAUGUGCCGCCAGAGCGUGCUCCAUCGCCAGGGCAGCGAGGCGGUGGGUGAGCGCAUGGCCCACGUGGACUAUGCCGAUCCCAAGACCCUCUUUGGCCUGGCUCCACUCCUGAACCACUCGGAACGUGACUCGGUCUUCUCGCUGACCUCCUCCUCCAGUGACAGCAUGUGCGAGCAGCAGCGCAAGCAGCGUUCGGGCGCGGAGCAGACUCCAGCUUCUUCCGGUAGCUUUGAGUACGAGCAGCAGGUGGAGGACAGUCUGGAGAACGACUUCCGGGACUCGGCCAUUUACAGCGAUGACAACAAUGACAAGCGUCCCGGGGACUAUGAGCUACAUCCGCGGCGUCCCACCAGUCCACCGCCGCCGCCGCCUCCCCUGGGACCACGUCCGCACUCCUCCCACUCUCAACAUCAGCCCCCACAGAUUGCCCCAAAGCCCCCCAAGGAUCAGCUGCGUCUCGGAGCGGGAGGUGGUGUCAUCGUCUGCCAGUCCGCCUCCCGCAGCUGGGUCCUUCAGCAGAUCGAGAACUUCAACAAGUAGGAUGAGGAGUCCUUCAAGCGACUUCUCCCUUCCCCUUUUUGCCAUAAACACAAUUCCUUUGUAAUUUGUACAUAGUUCUAAGUGUCUGUACUAUUUACACACACUUUGUAUGCAAUGCUAAUCUUAGAUACUACAUUUAGUCGACUGUUUUAUGUUUAGAACCUAGUUGCAUAACCGCAGAGUCAUUUAAUAA